This is a messenger RNA of Tripterygium wilfordii, 1254 nucleotides long. RefSeq names its product protein FAR-RED IMPAIRED RESPONSE 1-like. The transcript is spliced from 2 exons. Gene Ontology annotation, biological process: regulation of DNA-templated transcription. The record is from RefSeq and is a predicted model, not a curated record. NCBI's taxonomy places the organism in Eukaryota, Viridiplantae, Streptophyta, Magnoliopsida, Celastrales, Celastraceae. The coding region runs from base 32 to 856 and encodes 274 amino acids.
UUUGAUUAACUUUGUGUAUUUCAAUGUAGGUAUGUCUUCUAGUCAAAGAGCUGAAAGUUGUCACGCUUUUUUCAAGUCCUACGUAUCAAAAAAAAAUACUUUGAUGGACUUUGUGGUUAGAUUUACCAGAGCUCUAAAACACCAAAGACAUCAGGAGCUUAUGCUUGAUCAUAAAGACAUUAAUGAGCAACCCAUUACCAAAACUAUGUGGCCUAUGGAGAAGUUCAUGGCAGAAGUGUACACGCAAACCAUAUUUUACAAAGUCCAAGAGGAGUUGUAUCAAGGCAUGGCGUAUAUGGCCACAAUUGACUAUGAAGAAGAACAUAUGAGCUGCUACAAUGUUGUGCGAGUUGAUGGAAGUCCCCACAAAGUGCAUGCUACACUACCAGAUAUAUAUGUAUUGCGCAGAUGGACAAAAGCUGCAAAGAGUUCUACUAGCAUUGGUGAUGUACGGGAUACUUUUGAUAGGGCAAUCGUUCUGAGGCAAAAUACAUUGCGCAAGUUGACCUCAAAUAUCAUUUAUGACUCGGUGAUCAAUGAAGAUACUUAUAAGUUUGCAGUAGAGUCAUUGGAGUCCCUUCAAUGUAAUUUAAAUGCAUUGACUCUCAAAGAUGGAGGACAAUCUUCUGCACCUAGUAUUGCUCUGUCACAGCCUGUCUACAAUGAGCCUAAUCAGGUUAGGGCAAAAGGAUGUGGAAAGCGGCUCAAGAGAGGCAAAGAAAAGGCGAUACGGAAAGAUAGACGUUGCAAUGGUUGCGGUUUAUAUGGGCAAAAACAUGACAUUAGGAAUUGUCCCCUACUCAAUAACAAACGGAAAACAUGUACGGUUUUUUUGUGUUUUUUUUUUAAAAAUUGACGUGGAUGUUGGUUUUACAAUUAUGUGAUGUUUUUUUUGCAGGAAUUGUUGCUAUUGAUUGCAAAAAACCAAGAGUUGUUUGGUGUCGGUGACUUACCCUCUACAAGGAUGUGUUAACUCUUGUGGCAACUAUUGUAUCCCGUUCUAUUGAUAUGAUUAGCUUCAUUGUGGGAGUGAAAGUUGGCACCGUUAUGGUAGCUGAAUGGAACACAUGAAAGAAGGCAGCUUGAUCUAGUUUAUUUUCAUAUGUUUGGUACCUUAUUUUGCUUUGAAGAAAUAACCUUGUAAUAGGAGAUAUUCCUAGUUUAUUCUCAUACUAUUUAAUUUGGUUUAUUCUCAUAUUGUUCUCUUGUUGCUUGUUUUCCACUUCUCAGUAUUAAUCAAAGUCAGUUUCUCAA